This is a messenger RNA of Grammomys surdaster, 3015 nucleotides long. It is a transcript of the gene Znf274, whose product is annotated as zinc finger protein 274. The transcript is spliced from 8 exons. Gene Ontology annotation, biological process: negative regulation of transcription by RNA polymerase II. Gene Ontology annotation, molecular function: DNA-binding transcription repressor activity, RNA polymerase II-specific. The coding region runs from base 217 to 2700 and encodes 827 amino acids. The record is from RefSeq and is a predicted model, not a curated record. NCBI's taxonomy places the organism in Eukaryota, Metazoa, Chordata, Mammalia, Rodentia, Muridae.
CGCAGUUCAGAACAAGACCGACGGGCGGGCGCCAUUGUGUCUUUUGCAGGCGCUCGUAGCGCUGCGUGAAAGCCCGUCGGGGACAGCGCCCAUCUUCUAUUUUAUUUGCAACCUCUGGAGCCCAGUGUCGGCGUCGUUAGUGGUUCCACUUCUACAGACCACGAAGAAGUUUCGUCAGCAUUCCGCCUACUCCCGUGAGAGAACAUUGAGGACAGUAUGGCUUCCACGCUUCCAACAACCUGGCCUCAUGAAUCUGUGACGUUUGAAGAUGUAUCACUGACAUUUACCAAGGAAGAGUGGGCACAGCUGGACCUCCAACAGAAGUGCCUGUACAGGGAAAUCAUGAUGGAGAACUACAGUAACAUGAUUUCAGUGGAGCAUCACUUUUCCAAGCCAAAUGUGAUAUCUCAGUUAGAAGAGGCAGAAGACUGCUGGCCAAUGCAGAGACAAAUUCCUCAAGACACUCUUCCAGAAUGUUCUGGGCCUUCUCCAUACCCUGGAAUGAAUUCCUUUCCUGCUGAGAGUCCUCUGAUGAAGAUCAAGGUUGUUGAAGUCCUUACAUUGAACAAGGAUGUGGCUGGUCCCCGGAAUGCCCUGAUUCAAUCUCUCUAUCCAGAAAUCGGAGAAGACUUGAAGCCAGGUAACCGCAAGCCAGCUAAACAACCAAGCAAGCGUUUAACUGACACUGAAGCUUCGCGCCAGAAGUUCCGACAUUUCCAGUAUGAAGAGUCAGCUGGUCCCCAGAAGGCUGUGUCCCGGCUUCAUAAGCUGUGUCACCAGUGGCUGCAGCCUAAUACACGUUCAAAGAAGCAGAUCCUAGAGUUGUUGGUGCUUGAGCAGUUCCUGAAUGCACUGCCUGAGAAGUUGCGGGUGUGGGUAGAGUCACAUCACCCAGAAGAUUGCAAAGCAGCAGUGGCUUUGUUGGAGAAUAUGACCUCAGCAUCUAAGGAUGAUGCUCUACUUGCCUGCUCUAGUGAGGCCACUGAUCAACCAAAGGACAAAAGGGAAGAUGUGGCCACCUUACCAGUUACUGUACCACCUGAGGAGCCGGUGACUUUCCAGGAUGUGGCUGUGGACUUCAGUCAGGAGGAGUGGCGGCUACUAGGUCCGAUGGAGAGGACCGAGUAUCGUGAUGUGAUGCUAGAGACCUUGGGCAACUUGGUCUCUGUGGGGUGGGAGCCUACAUUGGGAAACAGAGAGUUAACUCCAGACUCUCCCAUUCCUGUGGUAAAACCAAUUCAUGACCCAACCCCAAAAGAUCUCUCAAGGAAUGGUACCCAGUCCACUGUCUUUGAAAGUAUCUCACAAAAUGGAGUCCAAGAAAUGCACACCAUAGAAUCAAAUCAAGUGGAACUUCUACAGGAAAAAGGCCACCCUCAGAAGAAGCUCUCUGAAAGCUCCAAGGCUCAGGACCAAACUAUUCUUUACGAAAGCCAGGACUCACUCAAGGAAGUUCUUCCCAGCAAGCAUGUAAAAGUUAAACAGAAGGGCACAGGAAAGGGGAAAGGCAGGAAAAACACCAUUUCCAUGACACGAGGUUUACGCAUAAGAAAUCAGCAAAAGGACUCUGUGGAGUGGCAAGGCAGGAGUAGCAGCAAUCCUAUGACACAUGACUCCUCUAUAAAAAAACACCAACGGGGUUCUGAGCGGGGAAAAGCUGCAGCCAGCAGAGAUCCCAUUACACUUACUGUGCCUGCAAAAUUUUACCAGAAAGCCUCUGGCUCUGAAGAGGUUAGAUUCAGGGACAGUAGCAAUGCCAUGGUACCUGAUGCACCUACAAAGAUAGACCAAAAAGGCCCUGAAUGGCAUAAAGUUGGGGAAAGUAACAAUUCCAUGUCACAAGGUUCAUCUGUACAAAAUCACCAGAUGGGGUCUGUGGUGGGAAGAGCCAGGGACAACAGUAUCUUGACACAUACUUUACCUGUAAAACUUAACCAGAAAGGCUAUGAAGAAGGUAAAGUCCAAGGAAACAGGAAUUCCUUGAAACAUGUAAAAUCUCACCAGAAGGGUUCUAAAGGGCAAAGAGUCAGGGAACUUAGCACUUCCGAAAAACAUGUUCCCUAUAUAAAAAAUCACCUAAAGACCGCUGAAAGAGAACAAGGCAGGGAAAUCAAUGCUUCCAUAAAAUAUGGUCCCUAUAUAAAAACUUGCUAUAAGGGUUCUGAAAUGAGAAAGCUCAGGAGAGCAAACAAUUGUGGGAAAGGCAUCAACCGGCACGCUCAGCAGAUAUUCUUUAUCAAAAUUCACAAGGGGAGCCAAGUUUGCCGAUGCAGUGAAUGUGGGAAAAUGUUCCGAAAUGCUAGGUAUUUCUCUGUCCACAGGAAGAUCCACACAGGAGAGCGGCCUUACAUGUGUAUGGCCUGUGGGAAAGCAUUUGUUCAGAGCUCCUCCCUCACACAGCAUAUUAGAAUUCAUAGCGGGGAGAGACCAUUUGAAUGUUCAGAGUGUGGGAGGACCUUCAAUGACCGCUCAGCCAUCUCUCAGCACCUGAGAACUCAUACUGGAGCUAAGCCCUACCACUGUCAGCACUGUGGGAAAGCUUUCCGGCAGAGUUCCCACCUUACCAGGCAUGAGAGAACUCAUACUGGGGAGCGCCCGUAUGUGUGCACCAAGUGUGGGAAGGCAUUCACACAGAGCUCACACCUUAUUGGGCAUCAGAAAACACACAGGAUAAAGUUCAAGAAGCAGCCCAAAUUGUAGCCUUUGUGCCUUUCAACGCACUAUUUUUUUAGCCUUGAAAUGUACUAUGCAAACACUUAGUAUGAUAGAUAGACUUUAAAUAAGAGAGCCCCACACCUUAAGGACAGCUCAGGACACCACCCAGCAGGCAGUGAGUGAAACCAUCAGGGAGUUUUUAAUUGCUUCACUUAUUCUCAAAAGGAAAUCAAAGAUCUGAAAAUGCUUCUAAGUUUAAGAAGCCAAGUACCAAAAAUUGCACUGAUUUCUAUACGGGGUAAAGUGUGUGAAUGACAAAAACUAAACUUAUGUAGAUAAAACUAUUAUAUUUGUGUGGAA